AGGAGGCGGAGGCGGCGGCGGCGGCGGAAGAGGGCGGAGGGUAGUGGGAUGGGGGUCCCGCGGCCGCGCUGAAACUCUCGGUGGGCGUCUACGGCGCCGUGGCGCUGACAGGGGUGGCUGCAGCCUGCCUUCCGCUGUCGACAGCCGGGCGUCCGAGGAGCCGGUCCUUCCCCGGGGAGUCAGUUCCUCCCCGGGCCGCUGAGCCAUGCCCAUCGCGGCCGCCCGGGACAAGCCAGGUACAAAUUAAUUAUUGGAAAACCACUGAACAAUGGAGCCAGACAUCAUUCAAAUAUACUCUUCAUCUCCCCCACCACUAGACAAUGGAGCAGAGGAUGAUGAUGAAGAUGAAUUUGGGGAAUUUGGUGGAUUUUCAGAAGUUAGCCCUUCUGGUGUAGGGUUUGUUGACUUUGAUACACCAGAUUUUACUCGCUCCAAGGAAGACUUUGUACCUUCAAACCAUUUUAUGCCAAUUCAUGAUUAUUCAGAAAAUGUAGACAGCCUUCCAAGCUUUAAGUCCAUUAAAAAUGGUAAUGAUAAGGAUAUCACUACUGAACUUUCUACUUCUGUGAAAGGUCAGUCUGAUGUUGUACUUUCUACCACCAGCAAAGAAAUUAUUUCACCUAAAACUUUAGGUACUUCCAUUGAUGGCAUGGAAAGUCCGGGAGAUUUAAAUGAAGCAGUGGAACAAGGACCAAAUGCUGAACAACCCAGAAGUUUCUCUCCAGGAGAUUUUAGAACUGAUUUAAACAUUGUUCAUCAGACCAAGCAGUUAGAGAGCUGCAAUGGUGAAAAGCCUCCUGGUGUAGAAAUUCUAACAAAUGGGUUUGCAGGGUCAGAAACUGUAAAUCCUCAGGGAACAGAUGAUCUGGACAACAUAACUGAUUCAAAGGGAUGGAAGCCUCUUAGUGCUCACAGCGCUGAGUGUAGUUUUGAUUCUGCACCUAGUCCUGUUGAGGAAUUUGCAGAUUUUGCUGCAUUUUCCCAAAAGGAAAGGAUACAACUAGAAGAACUAGAACAUGCAGUUUUAAAUGAUGGGGAUCCACUCCCCAUUCAGGAAAGCAGCACCACUAACACAGCCAACGAACUGCGUUCUGUAGAAGUAUCUUUGGGUAGAAACUCUGAUGAUAAAGGAAACAUCAAUAGAGAACAUCAGGCCUGUGUUUCAGAAAUCAGUGGUGUAACCAACAGAGGUUUCCAUGUUGAAAAACAAGGCCUUCAAACACUGCAACAGGAUGAAUUUUUAAAUUCAAAUAUUCAGUCUGAGGCUUGGAGCUUAGUAGACUCAAUUGAUGAUUCUGAAGCCAUUAGGAUAGAGCAGUGUAAAGCUGAGGAAGAUGAUUUAUUUACUUCUAAAUGUGCUGACCUGUGCGUGGAUUCUGUUAAAACUUCUGAUGUUAAUGAAGAAGUUGGUUCUUCCAAAGAAGAGAGUAGAAAGUUUACUAAUACCGAAAGCCCAAAUGUUGAUCCCACAGAAGAAAAUGUUAUGGAUGAUUCUGCAAGCAUGAAAAAUGGUAAUAAUAGUAACAACUUUGUGAGUUGUCAUGGUACCAGUGAGGAUGAUUUUGGUGACUUCGGCACAGCCAGUGGCACCACUCCACCGUUUAUUACUGGUACUCAAGAUUCAAUGAGUGAUGUCACUUUUGAAGAGUCCUUGGAGCAUUUUCUACAUUUUGGUGAAACAGGUGAUGAUUUUGGAGAAUUUGAGGAGGAUACAAAUGCUGUUUCUAGCCAAGAAGAAAUGGUAUUUACUGAGUCAGACCUAAAACAGACUUCUGACAGCUUAUCAGAAGAGUAUCAGUUGGCAAAAGAGUCUAGUGGAAAAGGAAAUGAACCUGAUUCAAAACUGAAAAGUGGGCAAGACAAUGAGUUUGGGGAUUUUGAUUCUGUCCCAGAUGUUCAAGGCCACAGUAGUACUUUUCAAGACUCUGAUGAUUUUGCAGACUUCAGUUCAGCUGGUCCUAGCCAAGCUGUAGAUUGGAGUGCUUUUGAGGGUGAACAGAAAGAUGGUUGUUCUUGGGCUGCUUUUGGAGACCAGCAAGCUACUGAAUCUCAUCAUCGAAAGGAAGUCUGGCAGUCACAUAGGACAGAUGAAAAUACUGAUACUUUGGGUGUCCCUAAGAUGCACAGUGUUCCUUUAGCAGCUUCCAAAGGGACAGUUGCUAUUGGCCAUUUACAGGAAUCAGCCACUUCAGUUCAGACAGCUUUACUAAACCGCCUGGAGCGAAUUUUCGAAGCAUGUUUUCCUUCCAUAUUUGUCCCUGUUGCGGAAGAAGAAGUUACUUCCCUGAAGCACUUGCUGGAAACGAGCACCUUGCCAGUAAAAACAAGAGAGGCCUUAGCUGAAAGUGGUGAACUGCUGGAUGUGUGGACGGAACUGCAGGAUAUCCAUGAUGCACAUGGCUUGAGAUAUCAAUGGGGCGGCUCCCAUAGCAACAAGAAGCUUUUGUGCUCCUUGGGAAUAGACACUCGAAACAUUCUGUUCACCGGCAAUAAGAAGCAACCUGUUAUAGUACCCAUGUAUGCAGCAGGAUUGGGUAUGUUAGAACCCACCAAGGAACCAUUGAAACCACUGUCUGCUGCAGAAAAAAUCGCUUCCAUUGGUCAGACAAGCACCUUGACAGCAGAGAUGACCACAUGUACAUCUGAUCAAUUCCAGGAGUCUCUACCACCCGUCCAGUUUGACUGGAGUAGCAGUGGCCUUACUAACCCCUUAGAUGCUAGUGGAGGUUCCACUCUUCUGAACCUUGAUUUCUUUGGGCCCGUGGAUGACAGUAGCUCUAGCAGCAGCACCACAAUCCCAGGUGUGGAUCCCGAGUUGUAUGAAUUAACAACGGCUAAGCUGGAAGUCUCAACCUCAAGCCUCAGAGUGACUGAUGCAUUUGCAAAGCUCAUGUCCACAGUAGAGAAGACAAGCACAUCUACCAGGAAGCCGAAAAGAGAGGAGCACCUGAGUGAGGAAGCUGUCAGGGUGAUCGCCAGCCUUCCUGACUUAUCAUUCAUGCAUGCCAAGGUGUUGAUGUUCCCAGCCACCUUAACACCUUCCACAAGCUCCCAGGAACAAACAGACUGACAGCUGUUGGACUGGACGGUUCUAAAUACUUUUCCUCCAUCCUUUCCCUACCAUCAAAAGCAUACCUGCUAUAAUUAAAAAAAUCAAGUUCAGCUGAUUUGUUGGUAAGCCACCCUAGAAAGGUAUACAUAUGAUGUAUAUUUAUUUACAUACUGAAGUCCUAAAUUUAUAUUAGAAACAAAAUGUAAAUAAUCAGGGGAUGACCAUUUUUGAAGAUUUACUCUUUUUGUGUUGCUGGGGUGUAUACAUCUUUGUCUUUGUGAAUACACUGGUGGUGUCCUUCUUUAAAAAAAACUUUUGAAAUAAAAAAAGAAAAUUAAACCUCCAAUCUCUGCUGUCUGAGAUCCCCGUGGUACUUCGUGGAUGCUCUGAACGUGCUCUUCUUCCUGUCGUGUGUUGGACUACUUUUACUAUCGUAAAAAGCUCCAGAAUCCAUUUGAUUUUUCAUUUUGUGUGUGAUGGGUUUGUUUCAGAUCUGGCUUUCGUUAACAUCUUUGGUCUCUUUUUUAAUCUUUUCAAUCUGGCAUAUUGCUGUUUGAACUUCUGCAAAGGUAACAUCAUGGUCUGCUCUCUGGUUAUGGGGUCUGGAUCACUGUUGGAAUUUGAUUGGAAUGGGUUAAAGAUUGUGCCUCUUCUAAAUUAGCUUCAUUUGGAAAAGGACCAAAUUAUAUGAAUGUCUUAAUGAAAUUUAAUUGUCACUGAUUUGUUGUUGUUGUUGUUGUUCUGUCAUACCACUAUUUUUUUGAGGAUUUUGCACAGUGUAAAAUGACAUAAUCAUAGAUUGCUAUGGUUUAGGCUGUAUAUACAGUGAAAACUAUGGAUUUUAAAUGUUCGGGGAAAUUCCUAUGGAAAAGAGAGAGAGAUGUAGAAGAACCUCUAACAGGGUUAAUGUGCAUGCCCAAGGUUGUCUGAGAGUUCAUUGCGUAAAUUUUCUUUUAGCUUAUACAAAAAUAAAAUAAUUUAAAAUAAA
Messenger RNA from Nannospalax galili (Upper Galilee mountains blind mole rat), 4040 nucleotides. It is a transcript of the gene Aftph, whose product is annotated as aftiphilin. NCBI's taxonomy places the organism in Eukaryota, Metazoa, Chordata, Mammalia, Rodentia, Spalacidae. Bases 269 to 3070 code for a protein of 933 amino acids. Gene Ontology annotation, biological process: intracellular transport. Gene Ontology annotation, molecular function: clathrin binding. The transcript is spliced from 10 exons. Gene Ontology annotation, cellular component: AP-1 adaptor complex; trans-Golgi network membrane. The record is from RefSeq and is a predicted model, not a curated record.